AGAGCUCCGAGGAGAUAAAACAACAUCGUUCAGCUGAUGAUGAAUGUCUCCUGCGGUACUUGUGUUCAGUUUGCUCCGGUAACUCGGUCUGGUAGGUGAACAUUCAGAAAACAAUCUUACCUGGUAGUGGACCAACCGCUUGGAAAGUGAAUUAGUUAAGCAAGUGCAAACAGAACAAAACGAUCCGGCCAAAACCAUGGGGGCCAUGUUCCGCAGUGAGCAGAUGGACCUGGUCCAGCUGCUCAUUCAACCGGAGGCGGCGUACUCCUCGCUGGCAGAGCUUGGCGAACUCGGAAUCGCUCAAUUUCGUGAUCUGAACGCCGAUGUGAACGUUUUCCAACGGAAGUACACCAGCGAGAUCAGAAGAUGCGAGGAGAUGGAACGCAAGAUCGGCUACAUCCGCCGGGAGUUGACCAAGGAUGAGGUCCCAACGCCGGAUCUUUCGGACAACAUCCCCCGUACGCCCAACUCUCGGGAGAUUAUCGACUUGGAGGCGGCUCUCGAGAAGACCGAGAACGAGAUCAUCGAACUGUCCGAGAAUAGCCAUGCUCUGCUGCAAAACUUCAUGGAACUUACCGAGCUGAAGAGCGUGCUGGAGAAAACUCAGGGUUUUUUCUCCGACAAGUCAGCUGCCCUAAACUUGGAGGCCACCGGAGGAGAUCCCGGCAGUGAGAACAAGCCGCUGGGAUUCGUUGCUGGAGUGAUCCCACGUGAGCGCGUCAUUGGCUUCGAGCGAAUGCUUUGGCGCGUGUCACGUGGUAACGUUUUCCUACGUCAAGCGCCCAUUGAGAAGCCAUUCACCGAUCCGCGCUCGGGUGAUGAGAUCUACAAAAUUGUGUUCGUGGCAUUCUUCCAAGGAGAACAAUUGAAAAGCCGUGUCAAGAAAAUCUGCAGCGGCUAUCAUGCCUCGCUCUACCCGUGCCCCAACGAGUACAACGAGCGUGCCGAAAUGCUCCAGGGAGUACGCACUCGCAUCGAGGACCUCAACAUGGUCAUCAACCAGACCAAGGAUCAGCGCCAGCGUGUGCUCAUCAGCGUGGCCAAGGAGGUCCCCAAGUGGGAAAUCAUCGUCAAGAAGGUCAAGGCCAUCUACCAUACGCUGAACAUGUUCAACGUGGAUGUCUCCAAGAAGUGUCUCUUCGGCGAAGCUUGGGUGCCAACGUCCAAUUUGCAGGACGUGAAGAAUGCGCUGAUCGCUGGUUCAUCCGCCGUUGGCAGUACGGUCCCAUCGUUUUUGAACGUAAUUUCAACUCAUGAGGCACCACCGACUUUCAACCGAACCAAUAAGUUUACCCAAGGCUUCCAGAACUUGAUUGAAUCGUACGGAGUGGCCUCGUAUCGUGAAGCGAAUCCCGCUCUGUAUACCAUCAUCACUUUCCCGUUCUUGUUUGCUAUUAUGUUUGGUGAUUUGGGACACGGACUGAUUCUGUUGCUUUUGGGCCUGUGGAUGGUUUUGUGGGAAAAAUCUCUGGCCAGGAAUAAGGACGAAAUCUGGCAGCUGUUCUUUGGAGGUCGUUAUAUCAUUCUGCUGAUGGGCAUCUUCUCGAUGUAUACCGGAUUCGUCUACAAUGAUAUUUUCUCGAAGACGAUGAACAUUUUCGGGUCGUCCUGGCAGAUUAAUUACAACACCUCAACCAUCAUGACGAACCCUGACCUUCAACUGAACCCAGGAGAAGAUUAUUCGGAAACGGUCUACUGGUAUGGUUUGGAUCCUGCCUGGAUGUUGGCGUCCAACAAGAUUAUUUUCCUGAACUCAUUCAAAAUGAAGCUGUCGAUCAUUUUUGGAGUGGUGCACAUGAUCUUCGGUGUCUGCAUGAGCGUUGUAAACAACACGCAUUUCAAAAAGAAGAUCAACAUUCUGCUGGACUUCAUUCCUCAGCUUAUGUUCUUGGUUUUGCUGUUCCUGUACAUGUGCUUCAUGAUGUUCUUCAAAUGGGUUCAAUACACUGCUGUUACUGAUGUGGAUCACCUGAAGCCGGGAUGUGCUCCAUCGGUUCUGAUCAUGUUCAUCAACAUGAUGUUGUUCAAGCGGCAGGAACCAUUGGAAACCUGCAAGGAGUUUAUGUUCGAUGGACAACAAACCAUUCAGAUGGUGUUCAUCUUCUUGGCACUUAUCUGCAUCCCUUGGCUUCUGCUGGCCAAACCGUUCUACAUCAAGUUUACCAGGAAGAAUCACGGUGCUGGGGAUCACGUUGCUUCAAGCGGCCACGGAGAUCACGACGACGAACCGAUGAGCGAAAUCUUCAUCCAUCAGUCUAUUCACUGUAUUGAGUAUAUUCUCAGUACCAUUUCCCACACAGCUUCGUAUUUGCGUCUGUGGGCACUUUCGCUGGCUCAUGCUCAGCUUUCCGAAGUCCUGUACAACAUGGUGUUCACCAUAGGAUUGAAGUCCACAGGCUACACCGGAGCGAUCAUGAUCUACGUGGUCUUCUGGCCAUGGGCAGUCCUGACCAUUGGCAUUCUUGUGGGUAUGGAAGGCUUAUCGGCUUUCCUCCAUACGCUCCGUCUUCACUGGGUGGAGUUCAUGAGCAAGUUCUACGAAGGUUUGGGCUAUCCCUUCCAGCCAUUCUCGUUCCAGGCUAUACUGGAUGCUGAAAAUGAAGAAAAGUAACACAUUGUAUGAAUUAGUGUGUUGACGAAAUCACUAGAUGUUAUCUUUUCAACGCAUAGUAAAAUAUAAUUAGCAGCAAAACUU
This is a messenger RNA of Aedes albopictus (Asian tiger mosquito), 2695 nucleotides long. Its product is annotated as V-type proton ATPase 116 kDa subunit a 1-like. Gene Ontology annotation, biological process: vacuolar acidification; proton transmembrane transport. The record is from RefSeq and is a predicted model, not a curated record. Gene Ontology annotation, cellular component: vacuolar proton-transporting V-type ATPase, V0 domain; plasma membrane; vacuolar proton-transporting V-type ATPase complex. The transcript is spliced from 7 exons. Gene Ontology annotation, molecular function: ATPase binding; proton-transporting ATPase activity, rotational mechanism. Lineage: Eukaryota; Metazoa; Arthropoda; Insecta; Diptera; Culicidae. Bases 197 to 2611 code for a protein of 804 amino acids.